CUUAAGUCCUCACGAGUAAACUCCGUCCAUCUGCCCCAUCUCCCAUCCCUCGCGUCGUCUGCCUCGCGGCGCCGGCGACGUAAUGCCUCCUAGGAAGAAGCGCAAGAGCGCGCCGGCGCUGACGGUGGUGAGCGCCCCGGACCACAUCAGCGCCCUCCCCGACAGCAUGCUCCACCACGUGCUCUCCUUCCUCCCGGUUCAGGCGGCCGUGCGGACGUGCGUGCUCGCCCGGCGCUGGCGCCACCUCUGGAGGUCCACCACCGGCCUGCGCAUCGUCGGGCUCGAUGACAAGAAGCACCUCCGGAACUUCAUGCACCACCUGCUCGUCCUGCGUGAGCGCACCGAUCUAGACACUGUCGAGAUCAAGCUCGGGGUAUUCGUGGAAGAAGACCAGACUCACGUGAACCUCUGGACCCGCUUCGCCGUGAUGUGCAGUGCCCGGGCGCUCACCCUCCAUGUGAGCGGCCCUCUACGCCUCUACCUGGACGACCUGCCUCUCGUCUCUCGGCAUCUCAGAACGCUGGACCUUCACGAUGUAGACCUACCAAAGAGCUUUAUUGAUUUCGCUGGCUGCCCAGCGUUGGAGGGUCUGAAGAUGAACCUCUGCAGCGUCAGCGUCGGCAGGAUAUCGUCGUGUUCCCUGAGGCAUCUGAGCAUCACCGGCUGCCACUUCGGCUUGGGUCGCCGGGUGAUCGUUUCUGCUCCGGGCCUCGUCUCUCUGAUCCUGAAACUAGUCGGAUCGUCGGACACUAAAACGCCUUGCCUUGAGAGCAUGGCGUCGCUAGAGACGGCGCGUGUUUAUCUUGGCCUUAACUGCGCGGAUGUAUGUUUGAAUUACGACGACUCUGGUCAUUUCUGUGGAGCUAAUGAUAAAGCAUGUAACAAUUGUGUUCCCAUUAAGGAUGAUGGCAGCGGCGAUGCUGUGCUUCUGGGUGGUAUCUCAAGUGCUACACAUCUUGAGCUGAGAUCUCUACCUAGAAAGGUAUGGCAUUAG
Triticum aestivum (bread wheat) is the source of this 994-nucleotide messenger RNA. RefSeq names its product putative F-box/LRR-repeat protein At5g02930. NCBI's taxonomy places the organism in Eukaryota, Viridiplantae, Streptophyta, Magnoliopsida, Poales, Poaceae. The transcript has a single exon. Gene Ontology annotation, molecular function: protein binding. The record is from RefSeq and is a predicted model, not a curated record. Bases 83 to 994 code for a protein of 303 amino acids.